Molecule: messenger RNA, 1562 nt
Organism: Mangifera indica (mango)
Lineage: Eukaryota; Viridiplantae; Streptophyta; Magnoliopsida; Sapindales; Anacardiaceae
Product: zinc finger CCCH domain-containing protein 25
Exons: 6
Coding region: 312-1355 (347 amino acids)
Biological process (GO): mRNA splicing, via spliceosome
Cellular component (GO): catalytic step 2 spliceosome; precatalytic spliceosome; U2 snRNP
Molecular function (GO): RNA binding; metal ion binding
Source: RefSeq, a predicted model, not a curated record
UCUUGCAAACCAUAUCAAAACAUGAAACUGAGAUAACAGUACCGCGCUACUCCAACUAGAAACUGCUGUCGCGAAAUUUACAGGACAGCAAAGCAUCGCCGCCAUCAAGUUCACCGUUCCACGUGGUAGAGCUCUGAUCUUCCGGCGGAAUAUGCAAAUUAACGAAGUGGGUUUUUGUUCUUGUGACUUGUAGAGGGUGAUAAGUUGCAUAUUGAAAGAAAGAAAAUAACUUCCUUGGCAUUUGUACUGUUCGUCUCUCUUGCGGCGCCGUCUGAUCUCCGUUUUAGGGCAGUUGAAAUCGAUUAGAGGCCAUGAAUCCAUUAACGCUGGUGAAGCGAAUCCAGAACAUAAAUUCGAAGGAAGCUUCUCUUGGAAUUUCGGACGAUGCUUCGUGGCACGCCAAGUACAAAGAUUCUGCUUAUAUUUACGUUGGUGGCAUACCUUUCGAUCUCACGGAAGGUGACCUCCUUGCUGUUUUUGCUCAGUAUGGAGAGAUUGUUGAUGUUAAUCUUGUUAGAGACAAGGGUACUGGUAAAUCAAAAGGUUUUGCUUUUAUUGCAUAUGAGGAUCAAAGAAGCACAGUUCUAGCUGUAGAUAAUCUGAAUGGAGCACAGGUAUUAGGACGAAUUAUAAGGGUUGAUCAUGCCAGUAACUACAAAAAGAAAGAAGAAGAGGAUGAAGAAACGCGACAGAGGAAGCGGGAGGAACGAGGAGUGUGCCGUGCUUUUCAAAGAGGUGAAUGUACCCGUGGAGAUGGAUGCAAAUUUUCCCAUGAUGAGCAAAGAGCUGCUAACACAGGUGGGGGUCCUCAGGAUAAAAGUUCACGAUGGGGACAUGAGAAAUUUGAAGUUGAUAAAGAAGGUUUUAGGUGGGGAAAGAAGGAUUCAAGUUCCAAAGCAACUGGCAAUGGAAAGGCCCCAGAAAUUGACCCUAAACAAGGUGAUAAGUGGGAGGAGAAGAAAUCAAGAAGGCAUGAAGAUGUUGAAAAGUCAAGAGAUGAUCAUCAUAGAAGGGAAGAAAAGAGAUUGAUAAGGCACAGUGCUGAUGAAUUUGAGUCCAAUUCAAGAGAAGAUCGUUAUAGUGUGGAAGAAAAGAGGCCAAGAAGGCAGACUGAUGCACCGGAGAGUAGGUCCAGAGGAGAUCAGUAUCGGAGGGAAGAAAGAAGAUCAAGAAGGCAUGGAGAUGAUGAAUUUGAGCCAAGGUCCACGGAAGAUGAUAGGAGGGGAGAAAGGAGAUCUACAAGGCAUGACUGUGACUCUUAUACAAGAGCAGACCGAGACAAACACAGGGAUUUGUCAUCUCACCGUCAUAGAGAUAGAGAUGAUUACAAGCCUAAAUCAGAUCGAUGGGAAUGAAGGUAUUCAUUCAUUCAUGAAGAAACUUAUAAACAAUGGAAACUUUUGAUUCCUUCUGAGAAACAAAACUUGUAAACCUGUUUAACACUUUGAUCUUUGGCUGAGAGGAACGAAGGGGCUCUCCUUGCUGAUGGCCCUAAGCCAACUCCCCAGUUGUGUGACUGAAUGUAGACUUGUUUCAGUUUUUCAUUCAUGAUUGAUUAUUUA